AAUUCUGUUACCAUGAUUGAUGACGAUGUUGAAAAAAUUGUGAUUGACAAUGGUUCAAGAACGUGCAAAGCUGGUUUUUCUGGUGAGAAUGCCCCUCGCACCGUUUUCCCUUCUGUUGUCGGUCGACCUCGAAACUACGCUUUGGUAUGUAACCUUAAUCAGAAGGAUUCGUAUGUUGGGGAUGAAGCCCAAAGCAAGCGAGAUAUCUGCAGGUUGAACUAUCCUAUUGAGCGAGGCAUUAUUACCAACUGGGACGACAUGGAACGAAUCUGGCACCACGCCUUCUACAAAGAGCUAGGUGUAGCUCCAGAAGAACAUCCAGUUUUUCUCACUGAAGCUCCGUUGAACCCAAAAGCUAAACGAGAGAUGAUGACCCAGAUCAUGUUUGAGACCUUCAACACACCGGCCAUGUACGUUGCCAUUCAGGCUGUCCUCUCACUGUACCAUUCCGGUCGCACUGCUGGUAUCGUACUCGAUUCUGGUGACGGUGUUUCUCACGUUGUGCCCAUCUACGAAGGUUACACUUUGCCCGAUGCUAUUCUCAAAUUAGACUUGGGUGGUGGCGAUCUCAUCGACUACCUGAUAAACAUCAUCACUGAUCGUGGCUACUAUUUGGCUUCCUCGGCAGAGCGAGAAAUCGUUUGUGAUAUAAAGGAGAAGCUGUGCUAUGUUGCUUUGGACUUUAAACAGGAGAUGGCCACCGCUGCUAGCUCGUCUAUCCUCGAAGAGUCGUACGAGCUGCCUGACGGUCAGGCGAUCACCAUUGGCAAUGAACGAUUCCGCUGUCCGGAAGUUCUCUUUCAGCCAUCCCUCUUCAGCUUGGCAAACAACGGCAUCCACGAGACCAUCUACGACUCUGUCAUGAAGUGCCCCGUUGACUACCAAAAAGGUUUUUUUGCUAACAUUGUUCUUUCUGGUGGGAAUACCAGGUUUCCUGACUUUGCUGAUCGUUUGAAGAAGGAGAUCACUGCUUUAGCCCCGUCACAAAUGAACAUCGAAAUCAGUGCUCCUCAUAAGGAGAAGCACUCUGCUUGGAUUGGUGGCGCUGUUCUCUCUACUCUCAGCAGCUUCGAACCAUUGUGGAUUUCUAAGCAGGAUUACGUCGAGUAUGGCCCCUCUAUUGUCCAUCGAAAAUGCUUCUAA
Rhagoletis zephyria (snowberry fruit fly) is the source of this 1143-nucleotide messenger RNA. Lineage: Eukaryota; Metazoa; Arthropoda; Insecta; Diptera; Tephritidae. The record is from RefSeq and is a predicted model, not a curated record.